UUGAACGCAGUGCUGGGUGUCCAGGGGGAGUAGGAAACCUAGGAUUUAACUCAUUCAAUUUUAUGACUUUCAUCUUGCUCACACUCAAUGCUGUUGCCAACACCAACAACAACAUAAACAACAACAAUAACAACAACAACAACAUCAACUACAACACAAUCAGUCAGGACUCGAAUAAUGUGAUUUCUAACAGUGAAAACAUGAACAUGGUGACCGCAGUUAUUCUUCCAAUUCCGGGCAAACGGUCAUUGGAACUCAUGAAAAGAUUUAAAAGAUCAGGGAAAUCUAAGAGUUUCCAAGAAUCAAAAGAAUUCUCAGAAAAGCGCGGAUUUACAAAUUCCAAAGGAAAUACAGAACCUAAAGGAAAUACAGAACCCAAAGGAAAUACAGAACCAAAUGGAAAUACAGAACCUAAAGGAAAUACAGAACCAAAAGGAGAUACAGAAUCUAAAGGAAAUACAGAGUCAAAUGAAAAUUCAACAUCUAAGGGACUCACAAAGCCCAAAGGAUCCGCAGAAUCCAAAGAAUUGACAAAAUCUAAAGGCAUAACAAGGAUUGAAGGGACUGAGAAUGAAAAUGAAAAGAAUGGAGAAGAGCUUGAUAAAGAAAAUAAUACGAAAACGAUUGAACAAGAAUGGAGAAAUCAUCUCUUUACUGGGAGCGGGAGCCCUAAGAGUAAUAGGUCCAAAAUAUCGAGUUCAGUUUCCUCUCCCUUUAUACAGAAGAUUUCAAUCACAGAAGAAAAUACUUUGCAGGGAAUGAUGAGUGUUGAGUUACUACGACUAGUUGACUGGGUGGGAACAGGGACCAAAUUUAAUGAAUUUGAGCUACGUCGCUAA
Messenger RNA from Eurytemora carolleeae, 839 nucleotides. RefSeq names its product AAC-rich mRNA clone AAC11 protein. The coding region runs from base 63 to 839 and encodes 258 amino acids. The transcript has 4 exons. The record is from RefSeq and is a predicted model, not a curated record. Lineage: Eukaryota; Metazoa; Arthropoda; Copepoda; Calanoida; Temoridae.